AUGGUCGGGAAAAGUUGUGGUUCUGUAAUUGAUAUGAGUGAAUUGCUUUUUUUGCUUACUACAAACAUACUAUGUGAGGUGGCCUUUGGACAGAAAAAUGAUGAUAUAAAGUUUAAGAAUGUAUUCGUAAAAUCUCAAAUCCUACUUGGCGGUUUCGAUAUAGGGAACUAUAUUCCAUGGCUAUCAUGGGUGAAUUGGUUGCGUGCCGGAGAAGCAAAUGAAAUUGUUAAAGAUUAUGAUGAGUUUCUUGAUGGUGUUAUCGACGAGCAUGAAAAUAAAAGCACAAAGGCGGAUCUUACUAAUGGUGAACAGAAUGAAGUACGUGAUUUAGUUGAUAUCUUACUUCAUGUUCAAAAGGAAAACAAACUCAAAUUUAAAUUUGGGAGAGAUACCAUUAAAGCCAUCAUCUUUAAAUUUAACCCGGAAAGGUUUUUAAAUAGUUCUAUCGACUAUAAAGGAUUCGACUUUGAAUUGUUACCUUUUGGUGCUGGUCGAAGAGGAUGUCCUGGUAUUGAUUUUGCUACGGUAAUCAAUGAUCUUGCUAUAGCAAAUAUAGUUCUCAAGUAUGAUUUAGCAUUGCCAAAUGAAGGUAAACCCGAAGAAUUAGACAUGAGUGGAACUUCUGGAUUGACUGUUCAUAAGAAGUCCCAUCUACUUGUUGUGCCUUCUUCUCGUUUAGAGUAA
Erigeron canadensis is the source of this 684-nucleotide messenger RNA. Its product is annotated as cytochrome P450 Tp4149-like. The transcript has 2 exons. Gene Ontology annotation, molecular function: heme binding; iron ion binding; oxidoreductase activity, acting on paired donors, with incorporation or reduction of molecular oxygen. The record is from RefSeq and is a predicted model, not a curated record. Bases 1 to 684 code for a protein of 227 amino acids. Lineage: Eukaryota; Viridiplantae; Streptophyta; Magnoliopsida; Asterales; Asteraceae.